GACAGUUGAAAUAUUUGAUUUGGCGCAAUUGCAAAAAAAAGGAAAAGAAAAAAUAUAACUACAGAAAGUAAGAAAACGCAAACUCGUUUAAAUUUGUGUCCAUAAAUCUAUCCAUCUCCAUCCUCCAUGAGUUUUGACGACACAAUAAAUGCAUAUUUCGUUACAACUGAAAGUACGGAAGGACGCAACUCCACAAAAUGUAAGGAAUUGGAAGCUGCCUUUAACGAACUUCGAAGUCAUAUUGCUGAAGAAAAUAUCAGGCUCAUUAAGGCCAAUGAGGGAUAUCCACUGAUAGCUUCAGGACAGCUUACGAAAAAAGAUGUAUUCAUAUUUGAUCAGUUCGACGGGGACUUUUUCAAACAGCUACAACUAACAAAAUCGCUUAUCAUAGGACCUCGAUGUUUAAUGUCAUGCUUGAAGAAAUCCUUGCCUGUUCCACUUGGCACAAGCCCUAUAUAUACAACCGCUAUGCGUGAUUUACAUAUAUGUGCCACAGGGAUAGCAGCCGAUCAAAAGGAGCAGAUGCGUACUUAUAUACAUUGGAUGGGCGGCUAUUACUUUCAGAACCUUAGCCGUCCUGUUACACAUCUAAUUUCGAACACAAUUAAAUCAACGAAAUACGAACAUGCAACAAUAAACGGCAUACCUGUAAUGCAUGUUGAUUGGGUCCAGCGGGUCUGGGAACGCAGCUGCGUAGAGGACGUCGCAGCAACAGAUGAGGAAUUUGAAAAGUAUAAGUUGCCGAUAUUCUUUGGAACAAACAUAACAUGUACAGGACUGGAAACUGAUAAGAAAAACGAGAUAAUGCGUUUAGUAAAUGAGAAUGGCGGCACCUACCACUGUGCUUUUCGUUCAGCUCUGGUGGAUAUAGUUAUAACCGAACGUGGAAAUACUAAUUCAGAUAAAUACAAAGCCGCUGUACGAUACAAAAAGGAUAUAUUAUGUCCUGAAUGGAUAUUUGAUAGUGCAGAAAAAGGUUUCGCAUUACCUACUAAGGGUUAUCAGGUUAAAUCGUUGAAGGUUUCAACUCCAAUCAAAGGUGAUCGCAGUAUAGCAGACUUUACCCAACUCUCCGAUACAUCGCGUAUAAGCGUAAUGGGGGGAUCCGGACGAAAUGGACGAAGUGAUUUUACAACAAUCAACGACACCGUAAGCAGCGGUCUAAACGAAACAGCUGUACAACAAAAAGAUGGGACUUUUGUCGCACCUAUUCCACGUACAGGCAAUUCGAAGGAUUUACAAAAAGAAGUGCAUAGAAAAAACGCUGUUGCCGACCAUUACCGUUUAGUCUAUGAAGAGAUUUGCCCAAAGCAAGCCAAAAAAGCUGGAAAUUUUUUAGAUGGUUGUUGCAUUUAUUUGAGCGGAUUUAGAUUGGAAGAAAAGGAGAAAUUGAACAGAAUUUUGAAUGUAGGCGGUGCGACACGUUAUGAUGUUGUGAAUGAAAAAAUUACUCACAUCAUUGUGGGACAACUAGAUGACUUUGAGUUGCGCACCUGGAAACGAGAUGGCAUUUUAACAUCGGUAAAUAUUGUUCGACUCGAUUGGUUGCUUCAAAGCAUUAAGCUUAAACAACCUGCCAGUGAAGUUGUCUAUCGCAUGUCACUUCCGACUGCACGUGAACCUGAUGCACCAUCACCGUCUAGUAAGAAAACUUUACGGUCUAUGAAUCACAGCUUCAAACAACCGGACAAGCCGAAAAAGAAACUUUUCGAAUCAAAUGAAAAGUCGCCUAAUCCACCUAUUGUGCCUACAACGUCUACCGAUUUGCCAUUUGAAGAAGAAGAGCAGAAUCUAAUCGCUCAGUACUCGCAGGAAAAUGAACCCGUCGGAGUAGUGCCACCAAACCCAGUUGGUGAAACAACAACAAGCCAGGCACUAACGGAUCAAACUUUAUCAGCUCCGGUGGCUUCGUCCACGCUCAAACCCAUGGUUAACAGUGUGCCUCAGCCAGUGGCAAAUAAUUCAACGGAGAAUGAAAAUUCUACCAAGAUGACUAGUGAAAUAGAUUUUGAAAACUUAGACUUCUUUGAUAGCAAGUCUCUCUAUAUCGAUCGUUCUCAUUUUCCAGAAGAGUUCUACUCUCAAAUGAUAAGCGAAUGUGAAGCUGCACAUGGAGAUAUUGUGCCGGCUAACUUUGUAGAUAUUGUGGACUAUGCAAUUGUAUCGUUUGAGCGUACGCUAGAUGUCGAAGAUUUGCCGGUUAAGGCGCGACACAUCGUCACGGAUUUGUAUGUGGAAAACUGCAUGAAACAAAAUAAAUUAGUGCCGAUUGAAUACUUUCACCGUCAUGUACCACACACGGCUAGCACACAACCGCUCGAAGGCAUGACUAUUGUUAUUUCAAUAUAUACUGCUUUGGAAUACGAUUACAUAGAUUCCGUAGCACAAUUAUUGGGUGCAUCGGUAAAUCGUAUACUUGCUAAAAAGGAGCGACCACUUUUGAUUUGUCCGCGGCCGGAAGGAUCUAAGUAUGAGGGCGCUAUUAAGUGGGGCUACCCUGUAGUGACAUCGGCAUGGCUAGUGCAGUGCGCAGUAGAAGGGCAGAAGGUGUCGUUUCAACCAUACUUGGUGGGCAAUAGUCCAGCAGAUUUUCCUGUAUCACCAACUCUACGAGAGAAAAACUUACCAAAUCAAAUGGCUCGUGCAACUAUAACACCUGCUGUAGAACCAAUGGAAACACAAGAAAAUGCGGAGAAUGAUCAGCAAUAUCAAAACGCAAACGCAGCAACUGAUUUCACACCGCUGCGAAAUAAACGAGUUACCGAACUGGCUGGUUCCUUCUCACGUAGUUCCCGACCGUCCCUAUCCAAUGUUCCCAAUAGUAACACCACAAUUACACCGGACUCGCCGCAUACACCCACAAACAUAUAUGGCCGGCCUUCGUGCAAUUUCGAGUACUUGGAGGGUGUUGUCUCUGAACUAGAUGACGAAGAUGCACGAGCCUGUUUACGAGAACUCAUUGAAGAGAUGCGCAAUAAUCAAACGCCGGAGUUGGAACGUAUACGCCGUCAAGCAUGCACGCCCAUAAAUCGAAAAUUGCCCACACCAAAAGGUAUACCCGAUUUCUGUACGACGCCUGAAUUUCAAAAACGUAUGGCCGAUGCAUUUGAACGGCGCUGGCGUUUACCAACGAAGAAGCUAAAGGUCGACACACCAAUCGAUGAGUUGCGUAAACGUGUCUUACGUUCCACAUGUGAGGCUUUAGGUAUACCAUACAGUGAUACUGAAGACACACCAACAACUAGUGCUAAAGCAGCUAAAAAAGCUUUGGCUGCUACAGCAGAAAUGUCAGCGUUAGCAGCAAAAUCGUCAAACACACCGUUAAAUUCAAGAAACAAAACUUCGAAAGAAUCAUUGAAUGGUUCACAGCAUGAGCAGCAGGUGCUGGUGCCACGUGCUAUCUUCGCCACCAGCAUGAACAACAGUCUUAAUGUGAGCGAACCACACAAGCCUCGUAUAUCAGAUGCAGAUGCUUUCGUACCAAGCACACAAACACCCACUAGAAGCGGUAGUUUAGGUGGAGAAGAAUCGCGUAUGGUACAACAGGCUUGCUUUGGCAAAACAACUUUGGAUUUUGAUAAAAUCAGUUUCGAAAACACUGAAGCUGACACAUUAGCUAAUGUUGUUACCCAUCAAAGUGCUACGCGUUCCACAGCCUCUUUAGCAACAUCAUCGCCAGAGCUUCAAAAGAUCACUGAAUAUCUGAAGAAUUGCGAAUCUCGUAGACAGAGUCUAAAGCAAUCUCGUCGAACAGCCGGUUCUGGUGGUACAACGGAGAGUGGCGCUUCAGUUAGUGCUGAUACUAUGGUUGAUGACAUAGAUACUGGUGUGGCGCCUUGUGGUGUCCCUGAGACAGAAACACAACAUUAUGUGCAACCAUUUGAAUCGGAGCAAUUCGGUUUAGGCACCGAAAAUAUGGUUGGCUGGCGUGAUCCUGGGGAAUUUGGUAAGGAGAGACGUUCGAAAGCGUCGCCCAGUAUGCAACAUAAAGGUAUACCACGCUUUAGUAUUUCAUGCGUCGACGAAGAAAUGCGCAAUGACAUAAUCAUCAAGAUACAUAAACUCGGAGGAACGGUAUCUGAGAAUCUCGUCAACUAUGAUCCAGAAUGCACACAUUUCAUUUGUGAACGUCCAAAUCGUGGUGAAAAAAUGCUUGGCUGCGUCUCCUCAGGCAAAUGGGUGCUCAGCCUGAAAUAUAUUGAAGAGUGUUAUGCAAAGGAUGUCUUCGUAGACGAGGAACUCUAUGAAUGGGGCAAUAGUAAGGCGUUGAAUUUGCCACAACUAACACCAGACGAGCAACUAUUGGCUUUGGCGGUGCAUCGUUGGCGUAAGAAACUCAAUAAUGUCACAUCUACAGAUGGAAAAAAGUUGGGUGCAUUCAGUGGCUUUCGUGUUAUCCUACACAUUGCCGAACGCAACUCGGAGGCGGUGAAGAAUGUAUUACGCGCCGGUUACGGCGAAGUUUUGUCCGUGCAGUCGCCGUUUAGCGCAUGCAGUGCGUCAAGAAAUGCUACACAUUGCUUCGUAGACAUUAAGAAAGCGCCACUAAUACGCGCUGAUUAUGAUUAUCUCCGCACGCUUGGUGUGCAAAUUUACUCGCAAAUGUACAUUAAUUCAUAUUUAAUGUAUGGUGAAGAUGUAGAUGCAGCUAAGUAUGAAAUAAAAGUUUUGUAGACUGACUGAGAAAAGUUGUUGUAGAGUCUAGAAUCGAUCUACAAGCAUAAUGGUUCUUAUGUUAUGGGUAAUACACGCGAUUCGAUCUUUUUUUGGUGUUAAAUUGUUAAAAUUUUCAAAAAUUUAAAUUAACGUUGAAUUAUGUAAUUAAUUGAUUUAAAGUAUUUACAAUAAAUUUAUUAGAAUUUAAAUAAAACUCUAUGCCGGCCGCUAUAACAUCUCA
Ceratitis capitata (Mediterranean fruit fly) is the source of this 4897-nucleotide messenger RNA. It is a transcript of the gene mus101, whose product is annotated as DNA topoisomerase 2-binding protein 1-A. Bases 127 to 4674 code for a protein of 1515 amino acids. Lineage: Eukaryota; Metazoa; Arthropoda; Insecta; Diptera; Tephritidae. The record is from RefSeq and is a predicted model, not a curated record. Gene Ontology annotation, biological process: mitotic DNA replication checkpoint signaling; mitotic G2 DNA damage checkpoint signaling; DNA replication initiation. The transcript has 6 exons.